CGGGCACAAAUUUGUUUUCUCCUGUUUCCGAAAAACCGACUCUCUUUUCUCCGCAGUGGCCAUCACUUCUCCAUCCUCUGUUCCUCCAUGGGCUUGACACACGGAGCUCAAUAGCACCUGUCUCUCCGCUAUACCGCCCCGUCGAGUCCCUUACUCGGUGGCCACACGUCCCUCUCGAGUCCGCUAUUCUCGUCGUUCGAUUCUCAGCCUCGUUCGCCCACCAUGACCGUGUUUAUCGUCGCCCUUUUCCUCCCCAAAAGCGUCCACUUCACGGUGCCUGGGGCUGCGCCGCGUGGGUCGGCUUCCGAAAAGAAGCAGCCCGGAAAGCCGGCAGCGGUGGAAAAACAGCCGAGUCUGUUCCAGUCGACCAACAUGACCCCUCCCCAGACUCCUAUUGACGACAACAAACCGGAUGGUCCGUUCACGAACGAGGAUGGCUUGCGCGUGCAGAUCCCGAAGGUCGAGCCCUCUGAAGAUGGACUCCGUGCCCCGGCUGACCGGAGCUCUCCGACCUGGGGGGGCCGCCCCGACCAGCCCAUGUCGCGUGCGAACUCUCCGCCGCCGCCGUCCCUCGUCGACCCCGGCCGACUGCUCCAGCAAAAGGCCAAGGAACUCGGCCGCCAGGGCGUGACGCAGCCGCGCCCACUGACUCGUAGCGAUAGCCAUGACCGCGUCUUUGCUCACGCCAGCUGGAAGAUCGUCAACGCCGACCAGGGCAACGGCGGCCUGCGCAAUGCCGCCGAGGCCGCCUUCCGGGAGGGCCAGAUGGACAGGUGCACCUGGGUGGGCACGCUAGGCAUGCCGACCGACGCGCUGCAGGGCACGCAGCAGCUGCAGGACAUCGAGGACCGGCUCGCCACGGAGCACGAGAUGCUCGCCGUCAUCUGCUCGGACAAGGAUUUCGACGGCCACUACUCGCACUACUGCAAGCAGAUCCUCUGGCCCGUCUUCCACUACCAGCUCCCCGACAGCCCCAAGAGCAAGGCGUACGAGGACCACUCGUGGAAGUACUACGUCAACCUCAACCAGGCGUUUGCCGACAAGAUUGUAAAGAACUGGAAGCGCGGCGACGUCAUCUGGAUCCACGACUACCACCUGCUGCUACUGCCGGCCAUGCUCCGAAAGAAGCUGCCGGACGCCAAGAUCGGCUUCUUCCUGCACGUCCCGUUCCCGUCCUCGGAGGUGUUCCGGUGCCUCGGCACGCGGAAGCAGCUGCUCGAGGGCAUGCUCGGCGCCAACCUGGUCGGCUUCCAGAUCCACGAAUACACGCGGCAUUUCCUGCAGACGUGCAGCCGGCUGCUGAGCGCCGAAGCGACGCCCGACGGGCUGCAGCUCGAGGACCGCUUCGUCGACGUGGUCAGCCUGCCGAUCGGCAUCGACCCGGUGAGCCUGAGCCAGCACCGCGAGGAAGCCGCAGUUAAGAACUGGCUGGCUCUCUUGCGCGAGCGCUACGCCGGCAAGAAGCUCAUCGUCGCGCGCGACAAGCUCGACAAGGUCCGCGGCGUCCGGCAGAAGCUGUUGUCCUACGAGCUCUUCCUGAAUACGAAUCCCGAGUGGCGGGGCAACACCGUGCUGAUCCAGGUGGCGCUUUCGACCAGCGAGAAGAGCGAGCUCGACGCGACCGUCUCCGAUAUCGUCACGCGCGUCAACUCGUCCUGGGCCAACCUGGCGUACCAGCCCUUGGUCUACCUGAAGCAGGACAUCGACUACGCGCAGUACCUGGCGCUGCUGAGCAUGGCCGACGCGCUCAUGAUCACCAGCCAGCGCGAGGGCAUGAACCUGACCUCGCACGAGUACCUCUUCUGCCAGGACGGCAAGAUCUGCGAGAAGAAGCACGGGUCGCUGAUCCUGUCGGAGUUCACCGGCACGUCGUCGCUCUUCGGCGGCCACGAGCUGUCGGUCAACCCGUGGGACCACCGCGCGUGCGCCAACGCCAUCAAGAAGGCGAUCGAGAUGAGCGACGAGGAGAAGGAGCAGCGCUGGACCAAGCUGAUCGAGGUAGUCAACCACCACACCGGCGCGCAUUGGUUUACGGAAUUCAUGGCGCGCCUGGACCACGUGUACGAGGAGCAGCACCGCCAGGACCAGACGUCGGUCCCGCGCCUGUCGUUGCAGACCCUCGUCCAGCAGUACAGCCGCACCGAAAGGCGGCUCUUCAUUCUCGACUUCGAGGGCACCUUGGUCAACUGGGGCCCGGUCAACAAGAUCAUCCCGUCCAGCCCGCAGCGCACGGUCGAUAUCUUGAACGACCUGCUCCUGGACGAACGCAACACCAUCUACGUCAUGUCCGGCCGGCGGCCCGAAGAGCUCGACCGGCUGUUCCAGCGUGUGCCCAACCUGGGCCUCAUCGCGGAGAACGGCUGCUUCCUCAAGGACUGCGACAGCGCCGACUGGAUCGAGAUGGCCGACGCGAAGCAGAUCCGCACCUGGAAGCAGUCGGUCAAGAGCAUCAUGACGUACUACCUGGAGCGCACGCCGGGCGCCGAGAUCGAGGACCGGCGCUGCUCGCUCAUCUUCCACUACAAGUCGGCCGAGGACUACGGAGCGGCCCUGCGCCAGGCGAGCGAUUGCGCUAGUCACAUCAACGACGCCUGCGAGGAGCAGCGGGUCCACGCUAUGGCCAUGGACGGCUGCGUCCUCGUCGAGCCGAUCGACUGGACCAAGAUGACGGCCGCGCAGAAGAUCUUCGCCGACCUGCGCGCGCGCAUGGCGCCCGACGACAAGAACCACUCGCCCGUCGACUUCCUCAUGGUCGUCGGCGACGGCCGCGAGGACGAGAAGGUAUUCAAGUGGGCCAACGCGCUCGGCGAGGACGGCACCGUCAAGGAGGUCGUCACCGUCAGCUUGGGAAUGCGCAACACGGAGGCGAGAACCACUUUGACUCAGGGCGUUAGUGGUGUCCUGAUGGCACUGCAGAAGCUGGCAUCCAUUGCGUAAGCAGUUGUCUGGCUGGCCCCCGCGGCACAUGCCAACUUGAUUUAUGAUGCAGGUCUGGCGUCCCCGCACGCCAUCGCCGGAGGAGCUCGGUGCGGGUUCCUCCCCGCUAUACAUGGGUUUCGUGAUCUCCAUUUCUUCCACCGGAAAAAACAGAAAAAAAUAAGGGCAAUCGGGGGGUUGGUCAUAUCCAGCGGCUGCUGGCUCUUUGCGUCACGUUUUUCUGUGGCGUCUUGCUCUAUAUCCAUCGCGGCAUUGGGCCCCCUUUGCUAGAAGGCAUCUUCGGGCAUUUGUUCGCUGCGAACGUCUUCUUUUCGUUUUCCUUUUUUCUUUUGCCUUUUUUCU
This is a messenger RNA of Thermothielavioides terrestris NRRL 8126, 3279 nucleotides long. Its product is annotated as glycosyltransferase family 20 protein. NCBI's taxonomy places the organism in Eukaryota, Fungi, Ascomycota, Sordariomycetes, Sordariales, Chaetomiaceae. Gene Ontology annotation, cellular component: alpha,alpha-trehalose-phosphate synthase complex (UDP-forming); cytosol. The transcript has 4 exons. Gene Ontology annotation, molecular function: catalytic activity. The coding region runs from base 223 to 2937 and encodes 904 amino acids. The record is from RefSeq and is a predicted model, not a curated record. Gene Ontology annotation, biological process: trehalose biosynthetic process.